Dromiciops gliroides (monito del monte) is the source of this 2401-nucleotide messenger RNA. RefSeq names its product solute carrier family 8 member B1 (gene SLC8B1). The transcript has 16 exons. NCBI's taxonomy places the organism in Eukaryota, Metazoa, Chordata, Mammalia, Microbiotheria, Microbiotheriidae. Gene Ontology annotation, biological process: intracellular calcium ion homeostasis; calcium export from the mitochondrion. The record is from RefSeq and is a predicted model, not a curated record. Bases 147 to 1922 code for a protein of 591 amino acids. Gene Ontology annotation, cellular component: membrane. Gene Ontology annotation, molecular function: calcium:sodium antiporter activity.
AGGAGGAGAAGGUAGCGUCGGCAACUGAGCGGAGCCAGCCCAUGCGGGCGGGGCAGACUGCGGGCCGGGGGCCCUGCGAGCCGGAGGCUGUUAGACCUGCCGGCUAGUGGAAGUUGAGGGUCUGGUCUCCAAGGAUCGGGAUUGGCAUGGAGGGCAGCCGGGCCCUGAGCCACCUCCAGCUGCUGAGUUGGCUGUGGCUCCUGCUGAGACAUGCAUCACCUGUGCAGGGGGCUGGCCCAGCUGCCCAAGGGCCAGGAAACCCAAGCCCUCUAGCUGUCCAGGAAGGGGUGAAUAGCAAGGUGGACCUGGACUGCAGGACAGUGCGCAGCCUGAAUGCCUCUGAGAGCUGUCUCUUUGUCCAGACCAACCCAGACUGCCAGAGUGACGGAGGAUACCUCAACUACCUCAAAGGCAUCUUCUGCUUCUUCCCCCCGGACCUCCUUCCUUUGGCAGUCACCCUCUAUGUGCUCUGGCUGUUUUAUCUCUUUCUGUUCCUCGCUGUCACAGCUGAGAAGUUUUUCUGCCCCAACUUGUCAGCCAUCUCCACCACCUUGAAGCUUAGCCACAAUGUGGCAGGUGUCACCUUCUUGGCCUUUGGCAAUGGCGCCCCCGAUGUCUUCAGUGCGGUGGUGGCAUUCUCCAAUGCCCGGACAGCUGGCCUGGCUAUUGGAGCGCUCUUCGGUGCUGGCGUGCUGGUGACCACGGUGGUGGCCGGCGGCAUCACCAUCAUCCGGCCCUUCACGGCCGCCUCCAGGCCCUUCUUCAGAGACAUCAUUUUCUACAUAGUAGCUAUCUUCCUGACCUUCACCGCGCUCUACAUAGGCAAGGUCACUCUGGCCUGGAGCCUGGGUUACCUGGGCCUCUACCUCUUCUACGUGUUCACCGUGGUCCUCUCUACCUGGAUAUAUCGGCGGCAGAGUGUGGCAGCACUCACACACUCCCUACCUGGCCCAUCAGUGCUGCCAGUGGACUCUGAGGAUGGGACCACUUCUAUGGCUAACAGCUUUGAUUAUAGUGAGUCUGGAUGGGGUGAUGAGUACAGGCCCCAGAUGCACUCUGAGGAGUCCACAGCUCGGAUCCUGACCCGGUCCCUCAGCCCCCUGGACUACCAGACGUGGAAGCAGAAAUCCUGGUUUUGGAGGAUUCUUAAACUCUUCAAGAUACCCGCGGAGUUUCUGCUACGGCUUACGGUGCCUCUUGUGGACCUGGACAAGGAUGAUCAGAACUGGAAACGACCCCUCAACUGCCUCCAUCUGUUCACCAGCCCCAUGGUCUGCAUAAUGACCCUGCAGUCUGGAGUCUAUGGAUUCUAUGAGAUCCAAGGCAUCUUCCCCAUCUGGGGGGUCAUGAUGCUGGCAGGUACCUUUCUUGCCUCUGUCACCUUCUUUGCUACCUCCAAUGACCAGCCUCCCAGGUUCCACUGGGUCUUUGCCUUCCUGGGCUUCUUUGUCAGUGCUCUGUGGAUCAACGCAGCAGCCACUGAGGUGGUGAACAUCCUGCGCUCAUUGGGCAUCAUCUUCCAGCUCAGCAACACUGUUUUGGGGCUGACUCUGCUUGCCUGGGGGAACAGCAUUGGCGAUGUCAUCUCAGAUCUCACUCUGGCACAGCAGGGGUACCCUCGGAUGGCCUUCGCAGCCUGCUUUGGGGGCAUCAUAUUUAAUAUCCUGGUGGGUGUGGGUCUUGGCUGUGUGCUGGAGAUCUCCAGAAACCACAUAGAUGUGAAGCUGGAGACUGAUGGAUUGCUGGUAUGGAUCUUGGCAGGAGCCCUGGGGUUCAGUCUGCUGUUUACAUUUAUCUCCGUGCCUCUCCAGUGCUUCCACCUGAACAAAGUCUAUGGAUUCUGCCUGCUCUUCUUCUACCUGAGUUUCCUCAUCGUGGCGUUACUCACAGAGUUUGGGGUGAUUCACCUGAGAGUAGGGUGAAGGACACUAGACAAGGGUUGGUGAAAGGGCGCUCCUCCCUCUUCUGAGUGGGAGCUGAAGGCGGAAGUGCAAGCCUGUGAGCCCCCAGCGGUUGUUACUGGUGCUCCUCUCCACCGAAGGGAGGAAGAAGCAGGGAUGGAACUCUAUUCUCUGAAGUCAAAAUCCCCAUGGGAUGGAGAACAGAAUCUGGGACUGAAAAGUGGCUCCUGUGUGUUGGUGACCAGCCAGAGGGCUUGGCUGCUACAGGAAAUUGGAAGCAGGGUACCUCAGGCUUAUGGAAAGGACACAAUCCCAUUCUGCUCUCCUUAUCAUUGUUAAAGCAUCACUUGAAUCUUCAGACUGUGAGAGGUCAAGACGCACACAACCCAGGGACACCCCCCACCCCCAACCCCACCCCCCAGGUUCAGGCUUGUCUGUGGACAAGAAGUUCACGCAGUUGACAUGAAGCCUGGAGAUCUUUUCUAAUUAAAGCCCUUCAA